This is a messenger RNA of Anopheles stephensi (Asian malaria mosquito), 2535 nucleotides long. RefSeq names its product UDP-N-acetylglucosamine transporter (gene Ugalt). The record is from RefSeq and is a predicted model, not a curated record. Gene Ontology annotation, molecular function: UDP-galactose transmembrane transporter activity. Bases 364 to 1443 code for a protein of 359 amino acids. The transcript is spliced from 2 exons. Gene Ontology annotation, cellular component: Golgi membrane. NCBI's taxonomy places the organism in Eukaryota, Metazoa, Arthropoda, Insecta, Diptera, Culicidae. Gene Ontology annotation, biological process: pyrimidine nucleotide-sugar transmembrane transport.
UUGUUUUGACGUGAAAGCCAGCUCAACAGGGUAUUUGGAAGUGGGAGUGGGGUGUUGCGGAUAGGGUUCGGUUUUGUUGGCAAAACAACCAUCAAUAGCAGCAACAGGAACAGUACUGGUGUGGUGGCGCUACCAACAAAAAAAAAGAGAAAAGAAAAACACAACUCAACCUCCCGGACGUAGACCAGCUGCGGGCUGCUUUGUGUCAACGUAAUCAAUUUUGUUUCGCUUUGACAAUUCCCGACCGCUAUUUCGGUGCGUGCAGCGUCAGGCGUAUAUUUGAAUGUGUCCACGUCCGUGCCCGUCCUGCUGCGUGUUGCUUUCCGUGCCGUCUGCCGUCCGCCGUUUACCGCUGUGCUCAAGAUGAAGGUGACCGCUGCUCACGGAAAUAACCUGAAGUACCUUAGCCUGGUCACACUCACGUUGCAGAAUGCAAUCCUCGGGCUAAGCAUGCGGUACGGCCGUACCCGACCGGGCGACAUGUUUCUCAGCUCGACCGCCGUCGUGAUGGCGGAAGUGGUGAAGCUAGCGACCAGUCUGGUGUUGGUGUAUCUGGAAGAGGGCAAACAUCUGGGCCGGCUCCGAACCGCACUGCAUCAAACCAUCGUCAAGCAACCGAUCGACACGCUGAAAAUAUGCGUACCAUCGCUGCUGUACAUCAUACAGAACAAUCUGCUGUACGUAUCCGCGUCCCAUCUCGAUGCGGCCACGUAUCAGGUCACCUAUCAGCUGAAGAUUCUUACCACGGCCGUGUUUGCGGUGCUAAUCCUACGCCGCCGACUGCUCCCAACGCAGUGGGCCGCCCUCGUGUUUCUCGUCGUCGGUGUUGCCAGCGUUCAACUGGCGCAGACCGGCGAAGAUGCCGGUUCGGCUGCCACGCGUCAACAAUCAAUGCCACCGGGCGAUGGUCCGGCCCAGAACCGGUUGCUCGGAUUCAGUGCCGCACUCGGUGCCUGCUUCCUGUCCGGGCUGGCCGGCAUUUACUUCGAAAAGAUGCUGAAAGGUGCCGACAUCUCCAUCUGGAUGCGUAACAUCCAGCUCAGCCUGCUGUCCGUCCCGUUCGGGUUGCUGACGUGUGCUGUAAACGAUGGCGCACAGCUAGCCGCUAACGGAUUCUUCUUCGGCUACGAUGGGUUUGUGCUGUAUCUGGUCGUACUGCAGGCGGUCGGCGGUUUGAUCGUGGCCGUCGUCGUCAAGUACGCGGACAACAUCCUGAAGGGUUUUGCGACCUCGCUCGCCAUCAUCAUUUCGUGCGUUGCCUCGAUCUAUCUGUUCGAUUUUAGCCUUUCGUUACAGUUUAGCGUCGGUGCGGCGCUGGUCAUUGGGUCGAUCUUUCUGUACGGGUACGACCCAUCAAACAAGGGUGCAAAACCUGUACCGAGCGGCGGACGAAGCAAAAGCCUUGCCGAGGCCGAAGAACGACUGCUAGCGGAGAAGGUUUAGAGAUAGAGUGUGUGAGUAGUAUAAAGGAUCUGGCAGAAGAGCUUGUGUCCAAGGUUUUGAGGGCGUAGGAAUGAGUUGGGCGAGGCCAUGUUCAUCUCCGCUGGGGAACUCCUAAACAUAGAUAUUAGGACCUCUAAUGUCUUUAAGGGUCCUACCAAACACCUCAGAAAGUCUAGGAAGUGUACAAGUUUUAGGAUUCCUUGGCUGAGUAGUACGUUCCUACGUACACGCAAAACGGUUCGAAUCGGAUUUAACAUCAUUUCUUGAUUUCUUUACACUUUUAACACGCCGUGCUCGAUGUUAGCGAACGACCUAGCAUAGUAUAGCAGGAUACAAAAAUUACGAAAAAAAAUCCUUGAAUUAAUCUCUUACCAGCCAGCCUAGCCCAGCUAGCUGGUUCUGCUCUAUUUCUAACGUUUCAUUUAAACUACACCUCAGUGUAGUUUCUUGUUCGAGCAACCGGAAGUCACGACACGGAUUAGUCUGUAAUAAAAACGAAUAGCAAAUAAGCAAAAAAAACACACACAAACACACCUUAUCGUAUUAGGGUCUAGUGGGCAAUACUAGAAGGGCACAAGCGCAAAACAACAAAAUGGGGGCACAGUAUUUCCGGAACGGGAUCCAAUCAGUUACUUAGCAGAACGUUGCGUGAAGGCUGCAACGUUUUAGGCUGUAAGAAUGAUCUAGCAUAGAGCGAUGCCUUGUACGAUACAGUAGUACGCGUACCAAUUUUUUUUUUGCUUCUUCGAAUCCAACUCGACGCCACGUGUUCGGUUGACGGACACGUGCGUAGUGAGCAUUGUUUUUUUUGAACAUGAAAUUCUGAUUUAAACCUCGAACAUAUCUUUAAACUGCAAAUGUUUUUAGUUUAUACGGACAUAAUCCUAUCUCUAUCUAGGUUAUUUUAUUAGCAGUUUUUAACUCUUGUUUUGAAAAGACUAGAACUAAGAAAACGUGGUGGAGAGUUACGUUAUAACAUCACGUUACCUUAAGGAAGGCGUGCUGGAUAACGAUGGAAGCAAGAGUAGUGGAAAAACUUUAUAUUCAUUACGAAACAAAACACUACAAAUAAAAUGUUUAAAGCAAUCUCGA